AUGAAAAGCCUACUACUUGGAGUGAUGGUCUUCCUUUUUGAAAAGCUUUUUAUUUUUGCAAAUUUUAAAAUGUUUAAUUUGACAAGAAAAAAAAAUAGAGUUCUUCAUUGUUAUGACAGUUGUAAUCUCAAGAGAGGAGACUUGUUGGAGGUUCCUAGGACUUUGUUUAUUCACUAUGGGAUCUAUUUGGGAAAUAACAAGGUAGCUCAUUUGAUGCCAGAUAUCCUCCCAGCACUGUCAGACAAUGUGUGCUUGAUUGGGAAAGUAGUGACCAACAAAAGGCUGAUUCUGGGAGUUCUUGCAAAGGUAGCCAGUGUUAGAGUGGACACUGUGCAGGAUUUCGCAUAUGGUAGAAGGAUAAUAGUAAACCACAUGGACAACAGCUACAACACAAAACCAUAUUCUAAUGAAGACGUGGCCCUGAGAGCUGAAAAACUGGUGGGGGCCACAUCGUACAGCUUGCUUUGGGACAACUGUGAACAUUUUGUAACUUACUGCAGAUAUGGAAUCCCUAUGAGCUUUCAGACUGAGAAGUUCUGCGAGAUGAUUAAGAACAUUAUCCGAGACCAAAGAAGUGUUUUGCUUUCCGCUGCUAUAGGAAUGGCAUCAAUACUAUACAUGGGCGUAGGACCUUCUACAACUCUUCCAAGUUUUUUUAUCACUUUCACUCUGUGGAUGGCAAGCUGAAAAUAUAAGACAAUUUCAUGAGGACAAUUCAGAAGUUUUUGUGGAAUAUAUCACUGGUAUAAAAAUAUAUUAUGGAAAACAUUCAGGUCACCUAUUGCAUGGCCUAUGUACAGAUAUGCAGUUUACUUCUACCCUAAUUUCAUUUUGGGUUCAUGUAAUGGACAAUUUUCCUUAUACGUAGGUUUAAUCAAAAAAUAGUAUUUAGAAAUGUCCUGUAUAUUAAUAAUUACCAUAUUCAAAAUAUAGUGGCCAAUGGUAUAUAUUUUAUUAGAUAAUUCCAUUAUUAGCACUCUUAUAAAACUAUAGUCUCUUUUCAUAAUUUAACUAUGUUGGGCAAAUGUUUUAUUGUCCGUAAGUACACGGUGGAAUAUACAUGUCAGAUUUAUGAAAACAAAGCUGCAUUGAUGUAUAUUUUG
Molecule: messenger RNA, 1103 nt
Organism: Pelobates fuscus (common spadefoot toad)
Lineage: Eukaryota; Metazoa; Chordata; Amphibia; Anura; Pelobatidae
Product: lecithin retinol acyltransferase-like
Exons: 2
Coding region: 1-687 (228 amino acids)
Biological process (GO): vitamin A metabolic process; retinol metabolic process
Cellular component (GO): rough endoplasmic reticulum
Molecular function (GO): phosphatidylcholine-retinol O-acyltransferase activity
Source: RefSeq, a predicted model, not a curated record